Closterium sp. Yama58-4 is the source of this 6120-nucleotide messenger RNA. The record is from the annotation of a GenBank genome assembly. NCBI's taxonomy places the organism in Eukaryota, Viridiplantae, Streptophyta, Zygnematophyceae, Desmidiales, Closteriaceae.
AUGAUUGAGUGCUUUUGUCUGGAACAAUCCGGCAUCUUCUAUUGUCCAUCGUGCUAUGCCUGUCCGUUCCGCAUCGCAGUUCCCGCAGCGCCCCCAGCGCCGACGGAGGAGGAGCGGCUAUGGGGUCUGGUGCGCGCCAACUCGGGGGACUUCGAGUCGUGGGUCGCGCUCAUUCAGGAAAGCGAGAAGUCGGACAAACUGGAGAACCUGCGAGCUGUCUACGACACGUUUUUGGCGGAGUUCCCGCUGUGCUUCGGGUACUGGAAGAAGUACGCGGACCACGAGCAGCGCCACGGCAACAAGGAGCGCGUGCUCGAGGUCUUCGAGCGCGCCGUCGCCGCCGUGCCGUACAGCGUCGACAUCUGGCUGCACUACGCCAACCACCUCACCGCCACCGUCGAGGACCCCGAGGAGAUCCGCAGGCUGUUUGAGCGCGCGCUGGUGUACGUGGGCACGGACUACCUGUCGCACACGGUGUGGCAGAAGUACCUCGACUUGGAGGGUGGAAGGAGCGAGUGGAGCAAGGUCGCCGCUAUCUACACGCGCAUGCUGCAGGUGCCGCUGCAGCAACUCGACCACUACUACCACGCCUUCCGCCACUUCGCAACGACGCACACCCUAGACGAGAUCCGCACGCCCGAGGAGUCCGCAGCAGCUGCAGCUGAAGUCGCUGCUGCUGCUGCCGCCGCCCUCAAGGUGCAGACGGCUCAGCCGGCCGGGGAGGACGGCAGUGCUGCCCCAGGCGCGGAGGAGGCCAAAGAGGGAGACGGCGAGGCCAAGGCAGCAAAAGGCGACGCUGCUGCUGCUGGUGAUGCUGCCGCUGCUGGUACUGGUGCUGAUGCUGCUCCAGGAGCCGAGGCCCCCGCAGCCGAUGCUGCUGCCCCUGCCGCCGCUGCUGCCGCCCCUGCCGCUGUCCCCACCCCUGCUCCGCCGCCUGCGUCCGCGCCUGCGCCAGUGCCAGUCGCAAAGACAGAGGAGCAGCAGCUAGCGGAGUACCUAGCCUUGAGGGACGUGAUGUAUCAGAGCAGCAAGCGGCGCGACGGGGAGAUUCGGGAGUUUGAGGUGGUGAUUAAGCGCCCGUACUUUCACGUGAAGCCGCUGGAUGAGGCGCAGCUGAACAACUGGCACCGGUACUUGGACUUCACUGAGAAGGAGGGCAACAUUGCACGGACCAUCAACAUCUACGAGCGCUGUGUGGUGCCGUGUGCCAACUACCCCGAGUACUGGGUGCGCUAUGUGGAGUGCAUGGAUGCUAAUAACGAGGACGAGAGGGCCAAGGACGCGCUGCUCAGAGCCACUGCUGUGUUUGUCAAGCGCCGCCCGGAGAUCCACCUGUUUGCCGCCCGGUACAAGGAACAGCAUGGGGACGUGGAGGGUGCCACGUCAGCGCUGGACACGGCUGCAUCGCUGGCAGCGGGCCUGCUGGAGCUGACGGUGCAGAAGGCCAACCUGGAAAGACGGCAGGCCGGUGUAGCGGCAGGGGCAGCAGUACUGGAGGCAGCAGUGCAGGCGGAGAAGGAGAAAGAGGGGUCCAAGAUCCUGUCCUAUCUGCACCUGCAGCACGCUCGCUACCUGCUCACUGUGGGAGGAGAGGAGGACAAGGCACGUGAGGAAUUCAAGGCAGCGAUCGAGGCUGCACCGGACAACAAGACCAUCUGGCAGGCGGCGAUAUCCUUUGAGGCGUCGCUGCCGGGUGCAUCACCAUCGGUGCGCAUGGGGCGGGUGGAGGCACUGGUGGCAGAUGCACUGGGCAGAGUGAAGGCGGACAACACACCGCUGCUCUCUGCUGCUGACAGGGAGGACAUCUCAACUAUUGCCGUGGAGUUAGCGGAUCUGUUUGGGGACACAGCAGCAGUGAAGCAAGCAGCAGUGCGCCACCGCUCCCUCUUCCCCUUCAAGCGUCCCACCGCCGCCGCCACCACCGCCGCUGCCGACUCGCGCAAGCGCACCCACCCAGACGGUGCCUCUUACCCCGACCGGGCCGGAGGGUACAAGCACCACCGCGCCUCUGCUCCCUCGUCUAACUACUAUGGUGCUGCGGGCGCCAGUGGUUACGGUGGAGCAGCGGGAGGGGGGUAUGGGGGCAUGGUUACCGCCUCAACUACCGUCACCCGAGCAGCCCUCCAGAACGCUGAGCGCGUUCUCCGCCAAUGGCAUUCGGACACGUCAUCACACGGCGGCGGAAGCAACGCGAGCAGCCGACCCUCCUCCCGCAGCAGCACUCGCUCCGCGUCCUCCCAGUCUCCCAGUGACACGUCAGCAGCAAGCCUCCGCCUAUGGGAAGGCUCGAGCGUCCACGUGGACGCGUACCUGCAAGCCCUAGAUUCCAUCCAAUCCGUGAUCGACACGUGUGAGUCGGGCAGAUACGGCGGAAGCAGCAGCGAAGCUGCCGAGAUGCUUCACAGAGCUAAGUGGUUCGCGGCAGCGGCGCGUCCGUGGCUAGAGCAGGGCUUUUGGUACGUUCUUAAACAGCAUUCUAAGCCGCUAGAACCGGAAGCUGUUUACCAAGCCGCGUCUAAGAGCCGAACGGGCGGCACCAGCUGCGGCAGCUUCGGCAGCGGGAGGGGGUCCAAGGGAGGCUCGGACGGCGGACCGUACCUGAUGCAGCCCCAUGCUGCGGUGCAGGUUCGGGAGGUGGCUCGGCGGAUGGUGCAGGCUGGUUUGGGGCAGACGUGCCUGGAGACUUACCGCGCAGUGCGGAGGCAGGCACUGGACAGGACGUUAGAGCAGCUGGCAGCGGGGCAGUUCCGCCCGGAGGACAUGGGGGGCGUGCGGUGGGAGGCGCUGGAGGAGCGCGUGAAGGCGUGGAUGCAGUUCGCCCGGCUGGCCGUGCGUGUCGUGCUGCUUGCGGAGAGACGGCUGUGUGACUCUGUGUUCCAAGGGCAGGGCAAUCUGGCGGAGAUGUGUUUCCACGAGGUGGCAUCAUCAGCAGUGCGAUUCAUAUUCGCCUUCGCAGAGGCCUUUGCUCUCGACAAGCGCCUGGCGGAGCGGCUCUUCUCCAUGCUGGACCUCUACGAGAUCAUGGCGGGCCUCAGGCCUGACUUCAAUGCCGCAUGCAAAGGGGACGGCCCCUGCACGGGCCUGAGGGAUGAUUUCGCCCUGGUGGUAACGCGCCUGGAAGAGGCCAUCAGCGCCAUUCUGGCGCAGUUUGAGUCGGGCAUUGAGAGCGACGCAUCGGACAUCCCCGGCACGGCCACCAUCCACGGGCUCACCCGCUACGUCGUCAACUAUGUCAUCCUGCUCUACGAAUACCGCGACUCGCUUCAACGGCUGUUUAAGAGGGGUGAUGCUGCUGCUGCCGGGAAGAUUCAUAAGCUGGUGGUGUGGCAGCUGGCGGUGUUGGAGAAGAAUCUGCAGGGCAAGGCGAGGCAGUAUAGGGAUCCCGCUCAGGGCGAGGUGUUUCUUCUCAACAACAUUCACUACAUGGCCAGGAAGGUGAAGGAGUCAGACAUGCGGGUGGUGGUGGGGGACGACUGGGUGAGGAGGCAGGCAGCGCUCGUGAGGCAGCAUGCCAGCGAGUACCUGCGCUUCUGCUUCUCCCGCCUCUCCUAUACCUUGCGCAUCGACCCCUCCACUCAGCUGCACAAGAGCACGCUCAAGGAAAAAUUCAAAGGCUUCAACAUUCUGUUGGAGGAGAUUCAUCGCGACCAGACGCGCUGGCUGGUCAACCCGGGCCCACUGCGGGACGAAUUACGACUGGCGGUGAAGCAGCGUGUGCUCGCGCCCUAUACCGACUUUUAUCUCGCGUAUAAGCAUGUCAUGGAGGCAUCGAGGCAUCCGGGGAAGUAUUUGCGGCAUGAUCCUGUGGAGCGCAUGGGGCGCGGGGAGGCGGCGGACGGGGGGCUUCGUCGGCAGCAGCAGGAGCGCGCAAUCGCUGACGUCAUGGGGACGGGGGAGCUGAGCGCCGCCGUGGUUGACGUGGCGCGCGCGCUCAUCGCCGCUGACGCAAAUGACCCCGCGGCGGCGGAGCGCGAGCAGCAGCGCAGGCUGGCGGCGGACAUGGCGCGCGCAAUCAUGGCGGCGGAGCAGGCGGCCGCGCGCGUGAGCGAGGGGGAGCGCGCGGAGCGGGCGUUUCGCAGCCUGUGGUUCGACUUCCCGUCCGCGCAGCCGCGCGACCUGGCUGCGCUCGCCGCCGCUAUCAGACAGCAAGUGGACCUGAUUCCAACCACAGCCAGCAGCAACACCACCACCACCACUAGCAGCAGCGGUGCUCCGUCCUUCCCCAUCACAAGCCGGUUCCUCUCUGGCCUCUCAUACGUUGCAGCGAGCGCACUCAAGGCACAGCCGGGCAGAAGCAGCACCAGCGAUGGCAGCACACACCCCACCAACGCAGCCCCUGCAGCAGCAGGGGGAGACACGAGGGGAGGAGCAGGGGGAGUAGCAGCGGUGGGAGCAGGAGGGGGUGGGGCAAGCGCAGCAGGCGUGGGGGGAGGGGACGCUGGAGCAGUGGUGGGAGAGGAGCAGGGGGCAGCAGGCAGGCAGUUGGCAGACGCUGCUGCUCAGAUUGCUGGUGGGUUUCGCGGUUGGAGAGCUCGUCCGUCCUUUCCAACUUGUCGCUGGGCCCUCCACUAUGCCCCCCUUCCUCCCCUUGUGACUUGCAUCUCAAUUGAACGUCCUGCUUCUCUCCUUGUGAAGCUGCCCGCAAACUGUUUCAAGCUGCCCGGCGACACUGGAGUGAAGGCGUUCGCAGCUGCCCUCUCCUCCUUCCACCUCGACCCUCCGGAGCUUCCCGCUCCUCCUUCCGAACCUCCUGCCGAACCUCAGCCAAAUGAAGCCAGAGCUUCGGGCAACGAGGCUGGUGAGACGGCUGAAGAAGGAUCAGCAGUACCUGAAACGAAUGGCAGCAGCACUAACAGCGGUGGCGAGGCUGGCGGUGUGGGCGAUGCAGAGGGGGAGGCAGAUGAGCAUGCGGACUCAGACGUGCACUUGCAGCGGGUGCUGCUGUUUUGGAUUCAAUCCGCUGCCUCUUCCGCCCCUUCCCCUGCUGUUGCACGCACUGUUGGUGACUCAGCCAUCAAGUCUGGCCUGUGUAGAGCCCUCGUGGCAGCACACUCUUCCCUCACACCACCCAAGCCACGCCCAGCCGCCACACAGCAGCCCACGGGCACACAAGCAGCAUCCCAGUUUCCCACCACGUGGCAGUGGCUUGACACAGUGCUCCUCUUCCUCGCUGCUUCAUCUCCAGAGGUUCGAACGUUCGUCUCCAAAGCACUGCCCUCCCGAGCCUCCUUUCCGUUCCCGCUCCCACCUCCGAGCCAAUCGCCUUCUGCCGAGCCUGGAGGUCCUGCUCCAGCGCUGCCUGGUUCGGUUGCCGAAGCUGACUGGGUGUGGCCGCUGCUGCUGGAUGCGAACCGCACCCAAGCCGAACAGCCAUUGGCGUGGCUGCUAGAUUCCUUGGCCGGGGCUAUGGAGAAUGUGCUUAUAGCGAAGGAAGAUGGUGGAUUGGAAACGAUGGGGAACAAGAACGGUUUCGGCUUUACCCUGGAAGUUGCCACCUCGGCUUCUCGCACACUCACCCUCCUCCUCAGCGUCCUCCACGUCAGCAGCCACCUGGCACCUCCCAAAAGCGCCACGUCAGCACCCCCUAUACUCCCCAAAGGCGGUCAGCUGGCAGCCGCUGUGGCCCGCUCCCACUUUUCCCGGAGCCGCUGGUUCUCCCGCUUCUUGUCCCGCCGCGCGUUGCCGUACGAUCCUUUAAAGAUCUUCCCCCGCCUCGUGCGCUUGUCCCCGCGCCCGCACUCCAUCCCCGUCCCCGCGUGCUCCCCCCACGGCAGCGCCUGCGCGGAAGGCUCGGCGGAGGCGGAACUGAUAAGUGGGGAGGCGGAAGCGUCAAGCGGAGAGAGUCCGGGUGACGCGGAGCCGAACAGCAGGACAUGCGGAAAGCCGAGAAUGCCGUUCAGAUGCGACGCGAUUCUUAGCUCAGGGGUGGGAUCUAAUGAACAGGGAGGGUCCGCGUGUUGGAUGGUGUGCGAAGGUGGAAGGAAGCUUCGUGCGGCGAUUAGCGAGCGGAGCUGCAGCGGGGCGCGCGACGAGGCGAGGCGGCGAAGGGACGCCAUGCUCGCGUGCGGUCGUCGCGGCGUGAUCGCCGGCGCGCGACGGGAUGCGAUGACACUAGCCUGA